This is a messenger RNA of Austrofundulus limnaeus, 672 nucleotides long. Its product is annotated as tubulin--tyrosine ligase-like protein 12. Lineage: Eukaryota; Metazoa; Chordata; Actinopteri; Cyprinodontiformes; Rivulidae. Gene Ontology annotation, biological process: protein modification process. The record is from RefSeq and is a predicted model, not a curated record. Gene Ontology annotation, cellular component: cytoplasm.
AUUUACGAUGCCGGGGAAGUUUUUGGAAUAUUACGAAUCCAACAGGAAGAUGACAUAGAGGAAGUGGAGAAUGAGGAAAACGGAGAAUCUGAGAGGAAGAACAAGAACCCUGGAGAGGUGGUUAACAGUAAAGUGGUGGUCACCCGAGAAAGUGGCUUCCUGGUCUCGGAUCCAACCAGUAUUGUCCUGGUUGACCAUGCUUGGACUUACCGUGUGGAGCAUGCCCGGCAGCAGCUGGAGCAGAUUCCUGGACUCCUGCCUAGAAUGGCCGCCCUCAUGGGGUUGGACUUCCAUGGGGAGGUGCCGUGUCCAGACACAGUGGAGAUGAUCUUGAAGGACAUGUGGAAGUACAACCAGACCUAUCAACUGUCUCAAGGGUCAGCAGAAGAAAGAGUUCCUGUGUGGUACAUCAUGGAUGAGUUUGGUUCCCAAGUACAGCACUCGGACCGGCCCAGCUGCAACAUGGUUCCCUUCUUUCACAUCCCAGGCCAGCUGGCUUACACCCUGCUUUGGCCUCUGCAGGACCUUGCAGAAGGAGAUGAAGUAACCCGUGAUUAUGCAUAUGGAGAAAGCAACGUGCUGCUGAGGCACUGCAUACUUUUACCCUGGAUACCUAAUGAUCUGGAAGGGGCAAGCAGUGAGAUCACAGAACCCCCAGACUCAUACUACGAG